CCUCUUUUAGGAAGUGGUUUGCACUCAGAGCAUGCGUACAGGCAGUAUUUUCAGUUUUUCCACUCCUGUCUGUCAUCUAAAAACUUCCAAGGAAUUUUAGUUGAAGUUUUCAGGAUGAAAGCAGUCUAAACAAUGUGAAGAAGAGGAUAUAAAUCGGUCUUAUUGUGUGUUGGAUUACGACUACAGAGAUGAGUUUGCCUCGACCUUCGGGGUUAAAGGCCCCCACCAAAAUUGGGCGGCCCACCGGGCUUCCCCAGCCCCGAUCGGCAGGUACAGGUAUCCCCACCCCCGGGUCUGUGCACAAAGCCCAAAGUGCUAUAGCUAAGAGUGCCAGGGCUGCAGGUAUUAGUGCCAAUCUAGCAGAAAAAUAUGCCGCCGAGAUGGUCCAAAAACUCCCAGGUCCCGAGGGUCUCCCCCCUCCACCCCCUGCCGAUGACUUCAUCAUUGGAGACAGGGUAUGGGUCAGUGGUACAAAACCAGGCCACAUAGCCUACAUAGGCGAGACACAGUUUGCUGCCGGAGAAUGGGCCGGAGUUGUGUUGGACAAUCCGGAGGGAAAAAAUGACGGAUCAGUGCAAGGUGUCAGAUACUUUCAGUGCGAGCCAAAGAGAGGUGUGUUUUCACGGAUUUCAAAACUCUCCAGAACUCCUGGUUUAACCUCAGUGACCCCAAAACCAGAUGACUGUGUGUCCGAGUCUGGGGGAUCCACCAGUGUGAAGGCAAAUGGGACAAGUCAUCUACCGUCUAGUUUGCGACCAACGACCCCCAAGCCAAUUGCAAAUUCACGGGCAUUGUCAACCUCCUCGACAAGUUUGAACAAGGCUGGAGUGGCAUCGAUUCCUGCUUCAAAGAAACCUGCACUGAAGAUCGGGGACCGAGUUCUUGUGAGCGGAACUAAGACUGGGACUCUCAAGUAUAUUGGAGCGACAGACUUUGCCAAAGGGGACUGGGCUGGAGUGGAACUGGAUGAAAAGCAGGGGAAGAAUGAUGGAGCUGUGUCAGGAAAAAGAUAUUUUGAAUGUCGCCCCAUGUUCGGAUUAUUUGCCCCCAUCCACAAAGUCACACGGCUGACAUCCGGCAAUGUUACCAACAGCAUGUCUGCGUCCACACCCAGCCCGCAGUCACGGACCUUAAUGAACACGAGUCUGAGGAUGUCUCGCGAGCGUAGCGGCAGUCAGGACUCGGUCAGCUCAAUCAGCUCAACGGCUUCGAGUGUGUCCCGAAGUCGGGUAAGACUCGGCGUCAACUCACUCAGCAGUAACCAGCUUCCAUUGCUGCAGGCUCGUAAACAGCAGUUAUCACCAUCAAAGGCUGCUCAGGCCAAAACCAGUCAGCGACCUAGUUCUCUAAACCUGACCGCCACCACUCAGGCCCUCCAGAAAGCACUGAAGGAGAAAGAGGAGCACAUAGAACAGCUGCUGAAGGAGCGCGACCUUGAGAGGGCAGAGGUCGCCCGGGCCGCCGCCCAGGUCGAUGAGGCUGAAGGACAGCUAGCCAAUAUGAGGAGCGAGCAGGACAGAUUCCGUGAUGACACGGAGGAAGCCACCGCCAGACUGAGGAGUCGAGUUGAGGAGCUGGAGAAGGAGAGGAGUGACCUCAACUGUAAACUUGAGGAUGAGCGCAGAAAAGUGGAGGAUCUACAAUUUCAGAUUGAAGAAGAGGCCAUUUCUAAAGAUGACUUAGAAUCUCAGACAGAGGUGGAUGAAGAAAAGUUAAGAAGUCUGGAGAAAGACCUGAAAAAGGAAAAGGAAAGGGCAGAUAAAAGUGAACAAGAGUAUUUCACCUUAAAGGCAAUGCUGAAAGACUCGACAGAUAGAUUGACCUCCACAGAGGAUACGAACAUGUCUUACCUUGACCAGAUAGAGGAGCUGACGCAUAAGCUCUCACAGGCAGAAUCUAAAGUCAAGAGUUUUGAAUCCUCACGACUAGAGGAGGGAGCCAAGGCAAGUCAAGUUAGCAUAGAGCUGAUGGAAAAGUCCAAUCGUCUUGUGGAACUAGAAGAUAUUCUCUCUACUCGUGAUAAAGAAAUCAAAGAACUUCACUCUAAACUGCAUGAAGUGGUGUUAUGUCUCGAAACUCAGCGUGAUGAAUUAAGUGCCAAUCAAGGGAAAAAACAAAAGAUGCAAGAAACUAUAAAUAACUUAACUACUCAAUUAUCAGGGAGAGAUGAAGCUUCCAACCAACUCAAUUCAGAGUUACAGAAUCUGAAGUCCCAGUUAGCGGAAUUACAAAGAAAGUUAGAUGCUAGUCAGGAACAGAACGACCAAAUCACAGAGGAGAAAAUGAAAUUGGAGCACCAAAUGAGUGAAAUGAUGAAAAACUCGGGGGAUAGCUCAAACAGGCUAUCUAUGCUCAACGAUCAAGUGCAGGAAAAGAAUAGAAAAAUUCAGGAUCUACAAGCCGCCUUGUCAAAUUCUACUCAACAAUUGGGAAAACUUAACGACGAAAUUGAGAAUCUUAAAGGGGAGACAAUUAGGGAAAGGGAAAAUAUUGUAUCUAAAUAUGAAGAAUCAGCUAAAACACAGAAUAGUCAAAUAGAGGAUUUACAAAAGGAAUUAUCAAAAGCAAAGUCUAAGAUGCAGAAAAUGUCAGAGGACCACAAAAAGGACAAUGAGGAUGCCCUAUCGCGUAAAAUCAAGGAGAUCGAGGAGCUGAAGAAACAGCUACAGGAGAGCAUCGAGGAACAGGAGAGGCAGGCCGUACAGACACAGGCCCAUAAACAGGUGCUGGAGAAGAUCACCAUGGAAAAGGAGGCUCUACAGUUUGAAAAAGAGAAGACGGAGAAACAGGUGAAGCGACUGGAGUCAGAGCGAGACUCGGCCAACACGGAACUGAUCCAAGCCAGGGUGGAGGUAUCCAAGGCGCAGUCGGAGAGGGAGAAGUUCACGGCCGACCUCAGCGCUCUGGAAGAGAGGCUGCAGGACCUGGGGGAGGAAGUGGAAAAGGCAAACAAAGCUAGAAACCAGACUCAAAAAGAAUUAGAUGAAGUAGUGGCAGAGAAAUCUAAAGUUAUCCAAGAAAAAGAGCGAUUACAUGAUGAUGCCAUUACAACCAAGGCUUCUCUACAACAGAAAGACAUGCACAUUGAAGAGCUACAAAAAGAGGUUGAGAGAAUGAAGGGAGAAAUAAGCACACAUCAAGAGACUCUUGCUGAAGUGUCACAGAAGGAGUCUGCAUCUGAAGCUUUCCAACAGCGUCUAGAGGAGAGUCAGAAAGCCUUCGCUGAUCUGCAGAAGUCGUACACAGAGAUGGAGGCAGAGAGGGAUUCCAUGAAGGCUCAGCUCACCUUUGCCAACUUGGUGACUGAGGAAAGAACAAGGCUGGAAGACCAGAACCAGAAACUAAACAGAGAAGUGGAGGACAUGCAGACCAGACACAGUCAAGAGUUGGAUGAGCUACAGAAUGCUAACACAUCACUACAGAGUCAGCUAGAUAACAAGUCCCAACUCUUACAGCAGAAGGCCAGCGAACUGGACCAACAGAAAAAACAGAUUUCUAAUCUACAAAAUGAGAAUUCUUCCUUGGAAGAGUACAGGACAAAAGUCCAGAAAAUGGAGAAUGAGAAGUCGGAGUUCCUGGAGAAGAUCAGCAGGCUGGAGAAUUCUCUGAAGGAGGCCAAGACGAAUGCCUCCAACAUCGCCAGUAAUGAAGCUGGUAACCAAGCAACCUCCAAGGUAACUGAGGAGAGGGACGCUGCCUUAGGUCAGGUGGAGUUUUUGAAUUCCGUCAUCGUUGAUCUGCAAAAGAAAAACAAUGAAUUUAAGACUCGCCUGGAGAUUAUGGAGUCAGGAGUCGUUACUAAUGGAGACGGUGAUAGCUCCAUGGAAUCUGAAGCCCCUAAGUCCCGCGCCCCUCCUCGUCUGUUCUGUGAUAUUUGUGAUGUGUUUGAUCAGCACGAUACUGACGACUGCCCUCUACAAGCCAUGGACUAUGAAGAUGGCGACGCCCCCUCCCCCACCCAUUACCAUGGCGACAGGAAAGCCUCCCGUCCAUACUGUGAUAUCUGUGAAGUGUUUGGCCAUUGGACCGACGAAUGCGAUGAUGAACAGACAUUUUAAACCUGGAUUGCUGACUCCACUAACAGUUCUGGCAGCUCCAUAUAAAACACUCUCACACUCCCGCAUGAUCCACUCCUGAUACAGUCACUUAGAUCACAACAUGCAUAAACAGGAUCCAAAAAUUAUGUCAAAAAAUGAUGCUGAAAAAAUCUAUUCCGAGACUUCAGAAUAUGACUGAAAAUUAUAUCAGAAAUUGCAACCAUAGGAUUUAUUUGGGGAUUUAUUGAUAUGAUAUACAGAAUAAUAUUGGAAAGGACAUUCUAUCAUGUUUUGUAGUUGGAAAUUUAAUUGCUGAAUAUGUGGUAACAGAGAUGAACAUUGAACAACACAUUGUCAGGAAUCUUGGUGUGAUGAAUAGAUAGACUGUAGAGCAAGUUUGACACAGAAUUUAGAAAGUAGACUGAUCUUAGAAAUGUUAUGAUGUGUUGGUUGUACAUGUACAUGUAAAAUCCAAGCAUUGAUCACUUGCGAAUCAUGGCACCGUUGUUGAGAAAUGUGUAUGGUAUUGGGUCUUUGGUUUGAUGUAGAGCAGCGCUGUUUAAGAAUUGAAAACUCUCCUUGUAAGUUGUGAAGCAAUAUUGAAGACAGCGGUUAGGCUCAGAAAAGUGCUUUAAGUCGAGAGCUAUGUGUCCGUAAGAUGCUAUAGAAAAUGAAAAGAAGAUGCUAGAUUUAAUGUGAUAAUGUAUAAUAAUCCCAAUUCCUAACACUGACAUGGAGUGCUAUAUGCUGGGAUUUGGGAUUUUAAUAGAGAUCACAUUUUGUGCUGGGAUUCUGUUCCAACAAUUAACACACAACUUGUAGAAUUGAGAUUAACUAUUAUGUUAACAAAGUAGAAUUGUCUCUGAUGGUCCUCUGUUUCGAUACUGCUGCUUUUCAUGGCAGUUGGGCAUAUUCUGUUUUGUGCGACGAUUUGCAUUUGAUGAUUCCUUUUGUCAUCCCAUAGAUUAGAUAAAACAAAAAAAAAAAGAUUAUUUUUGUAUACUAUGGUAAUCUAGUUCAUAUUAUGCCAGUAAUGAUUUUAGCUGUGGUUAAUCUCAAAUAGGAUUGAAAUUUUUGAAGAGGUGUGUAUCAAGUCAGUAGUCACAAAAUUAACCAGUUUGUAUUUAUGUCAUAGUUUGAGUGUGGCUCACCCUUUUAGUCUAUUACCUCCCUUUUGUCUCCCACCCCCCUUCUUCCCUCUUUCAGAAAAGUUCUGACAACUGUCAAGCAAAUUAUAUUAUUCUGAAUACAGGGACUAAUGAUGUAAUUAUGUUUAUGGGGAAAACAUUACAAUUGCACAAAUUUUACAGCAAAUUUUCAUGUCCUGUAUUUCACAAAUGAACUAUGGUGCUUGACUUUUGUUCAAUGAGAAUAAAAUAUAUAAUGAUGGGGAUUGAGUAGCUAGCUGGUAGUUUCAUUAAUUAUGCUGCUUCAUGCAAUUGGGAAUAAUGUUAGGUGUUAAAUGUACUUGAAACUAUUCUGGAAUUUAAUUUUGAUGGAAAAUGCUUAUAAAAAUCGUGCUAUGAUAGCUGAAGUUUUUAAGUUAAUUUCUUUCUAGUUUCUUGCAACUUUUUGUUUCGUAAUUUUAGGAUAUCUCAGGGAUAUAGAUAUCUACAUGUACUAUUUAUUUAUGAUUAAUGAUUAUAUGUUAAUUAUAUAUAUAAAUGAAGAGAUAUGAAUAAAAUCACAACCCCAACUUUCCAAGCUCCCCUAUUAAAUUUAUGUCUUUUCUUCAAGUUAAUAUUGAUAAAUCUGUAUUGCAUACUUUAACAGUUUGACCGAGAAAUUAGAUUUUAAUUCAAAGGUAGUAUUUUUAGCUGGUUUAAUAUUUGCUUGUUUUUGCUGAGAUACUAGCCAUUUAUUAAUGAUAAAAAAAAUGAAGCAUUCCAUCUAGAUAGACAUUUUCUCAUUGAUGCUGUAUGCUGGUGAAUGCUGGUUUGUGAAUGCUUUUCAUCUCUCAUUGAACCAUUAACAACCAUAAUGUACACAGUUUUGUGAGAAUAUGUCUGUAUUUCACAUGUAUAUGUUGUAAGUUAUUUCUUCUUUUUUUUAAAGUGUACAUAUUGAUUGACAAAGCUUUUUGUUAAUGUUAUUAUAUUAAAAAUGUAAUAUACAUGUAUUCGCCUCUAGGAUUUUCUCUCUAUUAAUAAAAAACAAUAAAAUGGGUACAUGUAUGAAA
Messenger RNA from Magallana angulata, 6216 nucleotides. RefSeq names its product CAP-Gly domain-containing linker protein 1-like. Gene Ontology annotation, cellular component: cytoplasm; microtubule plus-end; nucleus. Gene Ontology annotation, biological process: cytoplasmic microtubule organization. Lineage: Eukaryota; Metazoa; Mollusca; Bivalvia; Ostreida; Ostreidae. The record is from RefSeq and is a predicted model, not a curated record. Bases 189 to 4058 code for a protein of 1289 amino acids. Gene Ontology annotation, molecular function: microtubule plus-end binding. The transcript is spliced from 31 exons.